GCUCGUGGCGUUUGGGUGUGAGAGAAUUUCGCGCGCUCUCUCUCCAAAAUUACGUCGCUCGUAAAAUUGACGAUAUACAGAUGGAUUUCAGUGCAAUGUUAAACAGUUUUAAGUUUUAGCUCGCAAAUGGAGCGUUUUUAUGGAGUUCGGUGUGUGAUUAAAAUGUUUUAUUGUGACGGGAUUAUGUGAAAAAAGAUUUAUUGUGGUGUGGUUUGUGUCUAAUCCGUGUUAAAGAAUUCUGGGUAUUACAGUGUCUGUGCAGUAUAACAGGUACGGACCUUGACCAGUGACCAGUGAUUCAAUCCAGGUACUAAAUGCAUCGCAACGCAAGUGUUAAAAGUGAGAACAAGUGUUAGUGAUGUGCCACAUGAAAGUGCUUCAUAUCGAUAUCGAUAGAUACGACUUGUGUUGACAAUGCCGCUGUCGAGGUCGCAUGUGAUAUCGAGUGUGCUCUGCACUAUUCUGCUGCAGUACUGCGUCGAGAGUCAGCAGGAAAACCUUAUUGAGGAAGCAUCAUCGAUCGAGUCUCUCCACGCGCCAACUGGGGGUGGUGUGGAGCUUCCUUGUGACGUCACACCAGCGCUGCCAGACGAUCGGAUGGGCCUGGUCAUCUGGUAUAAGCAGGGCCACGAGUCGCCGAUAUAUACGUUGGAUACUCGAGAAGGCGUGACGUCACACUGGGCUGAUGCCACCCUUGGAGUGAGGGCCACCUUCCGGAGUGACACUAGACCUGCUGUGCUAGUCCUCACUAAAUUAAGGCCUGAAGACAGUGGACAGUACAGAUGUCGAGUUGACUUUAUCAAAUCGCCAACCAAAAAUACUAGACUGAAUCUCACUGUGCUAAUACCCCCAGAACGCCUGAUCGUGCUGAACCAUGAAGGCAACGAGAUCCGAGGUGGUGUACUAGGGCCUUAUGAUGAAGGGACCGAGGUUAACCUCACCUGCAUCGCUGUGGGAGGUCGUCCAACAGCGAGGGUGUCAUGGUGGAAGGCUCACGCACUCCUCGCCAACGCGGAGGCGAGGGCCACCGUCUCAUUCAGGCUGCAGAGGUCUGACUUCGGCACUGAUGUUACUUGUCAGGCUGUCACCGAUCCCCUGAUCGCUCCAGUUUCCGAAAACAUAUCCAUUGAUGUCAACUUGAGGCCACUCUGGGUCCGUCUCCAAGGUGGGAAGCGCCCUCUAGUGGCUGGCCAGAGCACAGAGCUGGUGUGUCAGGCUGUGGGAGCCAGGCCGAAGCCCACCAUCUCCUGGUGGAAAGGAGGAACCAGGCUAAAGACUGUUAGAGAGACGACCUCCACGGAUGGGAACGUGACCAGCAGCAUUCUGACCUUCGUGCCGACAAUAGAGGAUGCUGGCAGGGUCCUGUCCUGCAGAGCAGUGCAGCCCAGUCUACCACAUUCUACUCAUGAAGAUGGGUGGAAAAUGGAGAUACAACAUUUACCGGUAGCCAAACUGGAAUUGGGCGCUAACCUGGACGCCAGCAAGGUGGUGGAAGGAUCAGACGUGUACCUGGACUGCAGAGUACGAGCCAACCCAUGGCAUAACCACGUGUAUUUCACUCACAAUGGAGUGGUAGUGAAACCAGGUCCUGGAGUCCUACUCGCUAAUCAGAGCCUGGUGCUCCAGCGAGUGUCCAGAAAGGCUGCCGGUGCUUACGUGUGUUCUGCCAGGAAUGCUCUUGGUGAGGGGUCUUCGGAGAACCUGAUCUUGGAUGUGAAAUUUGUUCCAACCUGCAAGUCUACACAACCGAUCGUGGUGCGGGCAGCCCGGGGGGAGAUUAUUGAGAUCGACUGUGAUCUCGACGCUAAUCCUAAGGAGUCAAUGUCUUACCACUGGUGGUUCAACAGCUCGGCUCACAGCAAACACGAGCUCACCACAUCACCGAUGAGCACUGUAACCAAUCUUCCAGGUACCUACGUAUACAUGGUGAACACAUCAUCAGACUACGGCUGGGUGCAGUGCUCGGGAACCAACUCCGUGGGAAGGCAGACAAAGCCGUGCCUCUUUCAUAUACUACCAGCUGAUAAGCCGUCGACACCGAAAUCGUGUGAGAUCACCAACGUGACAUACGACUCUUUGACGCUGAACUGCACGCCAGGACAUGAUGGUGGCAUCCACCAGUCCUUCUUAUUAGAAAUCUUCGACAUGGCAACAGGGUUGCUACUCCGAAACGUUAGCAGUGAUGACCCUGAGUUUGAAGUGGCAGGGUUGUCAGCGAGCAAUUCUCUAGCAGUGUCCGUCAGAGCGUUUAACAAGAAGGGAUUUAGUGAAGCGCUAACCCUAACUUCUAGUUUGCUGAAAUACCCUCAACGGCAUACAGUUGUUGCAGCUCAAGUGCCAGUCAAGGUGGAACUGACAACGGUGCUGAUUAUCGUGCUGGGAGCCGUUGGAGUCAUCGCUACCAUGACAGCAGUACUAGCCAUCGUGUUCUGCUGCAAAUAUUGUAAUAAGCGAGAGAGGAAAAAUGAGAAGGACAAAAGGCAACAAGAUGAGACUUCAAAUAUACCGCUAACAGGAACCAAAGAGUCGGAAAGUGUCGAUAGUUUGGACAAAAACCCAGACAUCAUACCUUUAGACGGAAAAAUCAGCGACAGUUGCUCUAACAAAUCUUCUACAACCGACUACAGCUCAAUAAGGCCACUCAUAUCAAAAACUACAGACAAAUACGAUUUGUCUACAAACUGCGAUAGGUUCUAUGAUCAUAACAUAGACCCUUGCAACCAAUACAUACAAGUGCGCCCCAUGGAAUACCGACGACCAACCUAUGCGCCAACUUUACAAAUGCCCAACCUUGGCCCAAGCAUACAAAGUUUGGGACCAAUGAGCAGUUUGCAUAUGCCAAAUGUUGGCCCCAAUGAUUGCCACAGACAGCCUUAUGAUAAGGUUUACGAAGAUUGGUUGAAGUAUAAAAAUGCUUUGCCGUUGAAUACCAGUGGGUUGCUACCAGCAGAGCAGUUACUACCACCAGAGUUAUACGCCACUCCACCACCACCAUCUCUCUACAGCAACCCAAACAGAAACCCUCUAAACCUGACUCAAAUGCCUGAGUUAGAACCUAGGUACCACUUAGAACCUAGGUCUCUAGCUAUGGACUCCAGGAGUUGUUCUAGCUCGCCCCCUGUGAGAUUCAACCCUGAAAACAAUAGUGUGUACUACAGUAAAGGAGUUUUGGAUAGAACGACUAAUACAUUGCCACAUUUGAAACCUACUAGGAUUAAUGGCAACUCCCCAACGCAACUGCAGAGUGAUCCAAAAACUGUCACAAAAUCAACGGACACUUCGCUAGAACCAGUGAAAAUGGCAAAAGAGUGCGAAUGAGACAAAAAGUAUUAAGAGGACUGUCGAUCCUUUCAAGUACUUUACAAAUAAGGACAAAGUGUGGACUAGGUAAAAUGGCCUCGUGUAAGGCCAAUGGCCUAGGAAUAUUUGGCCUGUGUACCAUAUAAAGGUGUUGAGUGUACUUUAAUGUGUGAUAAACAUUUGUGGAAAUCGUUUUGGAACUUUGGACCCGUCCGUUGUGAUUUUAUUUUUGAUUUUCUAAUUAAAAAAGGUGAUUUUUGUUUUCUAAAAUUGAAAUAUACAUAAUUGUUACAAUAAAAUUAUUUGAUUAUAUUUUUUUCCCAAAAUUAAUUAACUUAUUCAUUAUUACGCCAAUAAAAUUCGACAUAAUAAUGUGAAAAAUUUGAUUAUUUCUAUUAUUUGAUUAUAUUAUUUUGAUUCUGUAUUAGAAUGAACGAUAAUGUCAAUUUGAUAUAACGAAACAAAAUGUCUAGAUUGUAAAAUAGUUUUGCAUCUUGUCAUAAGAUGUGUAAGACUGAAUUUGUGUAGCAAUUACACAUGUUUAGAUAAAACAAUUAUUUGAUUACAUUAUUGUAAUUAAUUAAUGAAAUAAUUAUCUAAGAUAAAAAAUAAUUACCGCGCAAAAUAAUUAUCUUACUAAUGAAAUAAUAAUUCGUUUGCAAAAUUGGAAUAUAUUAAAAAUCAGUGUUUGUUUUUACUAAUAAUACGAUUAUUUAAAAAGAAAUUAGCUAAACAGAAUAUAAAUAAGUACGUUGUGAAUGUAUAUAGUGUAAAUAUUUAAGUAUGUUAUACGAAAAGUUGCCAUAAUAGUUAAAUAGUUAAUAAAACAUGUAUAACUAAAACUAAAAAAUAAAUUAAUAUUGUCACAAAAUCGAGCUUUUAUGUUAUGAAUGAUAAUUUAAUUUCGUUGGCGAAAGGAAUGGCACGAAAUACGGAAAUGUACGUUAUCCGAAAAAUAUACGAAAAUAUGAAGAAACAACACUUGAAAAGUGUAAAUGUUAAAUAUCGUAUUGCAUGUUAAUCUACGGAUUUGUUAUUUUAAAAAAAGAUUUCGGAAUAUUGAAAGCUUACUCGUGAUGGGACAAGCUAUGUUGUUUAAAUGUAAAUUAUAUAAAAUAUUAUAUAAUUAUAUAAAUAAAUAAAUAAUUAAUGUGAUAACAAAAGGAUUCAAGGAUAAAACAUCUCAGUUCACGUUGGAAUUUUUAAUUUAUUUUCUCUUUCCAUAGUUUCCCUAUAUGGCCUAAAAUUUUUAAGUUAAAUAAUGGGUUCAUUCAUUUAUCAUUUACUUUACUAAAUUAUAAAAUAAAUUAAAUUUUAAAUUAUUCUCAUUUUCUAAUGUAAUAGAAUUGUAAAACAUGUCUUUCAUUACCGAAAUAUAAUUUUUAAAUUAAAAAAGACGAAAUGUUUUCGUAAUAUAAAUGGAAAAAGUUUGGAAAUUAUAAAAGAUAUUAUUCUUUGUUCAAAAACUUCGUGGACUGAGCACUGAGAUUAAUAAUUUAAAAUUUUAAUUUAAAUAAUUAAAAUAGUUUAUUUUCUUUUUUUAACAGUGUUUGAUUCAGACCAAAAUUUUACUGCGAAAUAGAGUUUAUUAUUAGAAUAUUAUUUUAUAAUGUAAAAAUAGUACCAUGACUUAGAUUUUAUAGAUGUAUUGGUAUAAGGUACAGUCGAUACAAAAAUUAUUAA
Molecule: messenger RNA, 4983 nt
Organism: Spodoptera frugiperda (fall armyworm)
Lineage: Eukaryota; Metazoa; Arthropoda; Insecta; Lepidoptera; Noctuidae
Product: nephrin-like
Exons: 23
Coding region: 415-3318 (967 amino acids)
Molecular function (GO): protein binding
Source: RefSeq, a predicted model, not a curated record